AUUAAAUCUUUUCGACAGUCGAUAAAAGCCCGAAUCUCGCCAAAGGUUGCUUCUCCUUCUGUUCCCCGUCUCCCGCUCCCCUCACUCUCUCUCUCUCUCUCUCUACGGGCCUUCCUGGAGAUGUGGCGUUCGUUGGGGAAGCAUUACAUGGUUCGUCAGUCGGCUUGGUUAGAAGGGAUAUGGUUCGAGAAACUGAGGCCUGCAUACAGUACAAUGACUCAAGCUCAGAGUUACGAGCGGGUCACUAGUAGAGCUGCAGCAUCUCCUAGGUUGGAUGAGGACGAUUACCAUGUUAUGAAAGAUGGAUCAGAGGAUCCAGGAGGAUUGCAAAAGCUUAGAAUUGGUGAAAACAUUUCAAGAAGGGACAAGUUCAAUUUUCUUUUGAAAACACUCUUUGAGUUGAAAGACAAUAAGGAAGCUGUAUAUGGUGCUCUUGAUGCCUGGGUUGCAUGGGAGCAGAACUUUCCAAUCGGCCCGCUUAGGAGAGCAUUGGUCGCUCUCGAGAAAGAACAACAAUGGCAUAGAGUUAUCCAGGUAAUCAAAUGGAUGUUGAGCAAGGGACAAGGAAACACAAACGGAACUUACACACAGUUGAUUCGGGCUCUGGACAUGGAUCAUAGAGCAGAAGAAGCCCAUCGGUUUUGGGUGAAGAAAAUUGGUAACGAUCUGCAUUCCGUGCCUUGGCAGUUAUGCAGCGCCAUGAUAUCGAUAUAUUACAGAAACAACAUGCUCGACGAUCUUGUGAAGCUCUUCAAGAACCUCGAAGCUUUUGAUAGGAAGCCCACAGAUAAGUCCGUCGUGCAGAAGGUGGCAGAUGCUUACGAAAUGUUGGGCAGGCCCGAUGAGAAGCACCGGAUCCUAGACAAGUAUAACGAUCUUUUCACCGAAAGCCCCAAGAAGUCUCGGAAAUAUUCCUCGCCAAAGAAAGGAAAGAAAUAAAGGUUAUCAUGGCACGUCUUCACAAGAAAGCUCAAUUUUGUGAUGGUUACCACAUCUUUCUUUCCACCCAAUUGUUCAGAUGCAGAAUUGGAAAAAAGGCAAUUCAGUCAUUAUGGAUAGAGUUUCAGAUGAAAAGGAGUAAACUGAGUUCCAUCUGAAGUGCACAAAAUGGACAUUGAUCUGGCAGUGAUAAAAUGCAGCAGAGUCCCCGAAGAAAUGAUUUUAUAUAUGGAAUGGGAGAUGUAGGUGUUUAGCUGCGUACAUCUGAUUCUCACAGUAACAUAUUGUACCCUCGUGUUUCCAUGCGUAUGCGGACAUAGAUGCCUGUUACCUGAUCCGAAGCCGGUUUUCAGUGUCCUCUUUUCUAGUUUGUAUAUGCCUCCUGUUUGUUAAUGCAUGUCUCAUUACUGCUAGUCUGCUACUUGGCAGCGGAAGUCUUUUCUUGAGAAUCCAUAAUGAAAUCUCGGGAUCGGUAUGGCACAGUGGAAUAGAAACCUAGCGAACUCCCCCUAUUGUAAUCUGAAUCUUGUAUCUUGUCGUGUUC
Punica granatum (pomegranate) is the source of this 1483-nucleotide messenger RNA. NCBI's taxonomy places the organism in Eukaryota, Viridiplantae, Streptophyta, Magnoliopsida, Myrtales, Lythraceae. The record is from RefSeq and is a predicted model, not a curated record.